This is a messenger RNA of Fusarium pseudograminearum CS3096, 999 nucleotides long. RefSeq lists its product as uncharacterized. Gene Ontology annotation, cellular component: cytoplasm; actin filament. Gene Ontology annotation, molecular function: actin monomer binding; actin filament binding. The transcript has 3 exons. The record is from RefSeq and is a predicted model, not a curated record. Gene Ontology annotation, biological process: barbed-end actin filament capping; actin filament depolymerization. The coding region runs from base 1 to 999 and encodes 332 amino acids. Lineage: Eukaryota; Fungi; Ascomycota; Sordariomycetes; Hypocreales; Nectriaceae.
AUGCAGUCAGGAAUAUCAGCUUCUCAGGAGCUUCAGAACGAGUUCAACUCGUUGCUGUCGUCGACCGGCACCUUUGGGCUCCUCGCAACCAUCGAGAAGGAGUCCAUGGUCCCUAUCACCACGAUCCCCUCCAAAUCAAGCUCUUUUUCUGAUAACCUUUCUGGUCUUGAGCCUCACCUCAAGCCCGAUGUCGCCCUAUACAUUAUUCUUCGUCGUCACGAGGAUGCUCCUCGAUUCAUAGCCAUCACCUACGUCCCCGACUCGGCAAAGGUGCGCCAAAAGAUGUUGUUUGCUUCCACCCGCUUGACCUUUGUGCGAGAGCUGGGCACAGAACACUUCCGGGAGACCAUCUUUGUCACAACGCCCGAAGAGCUGAGCGUCAAGGGCUUCGAGAAGCACGAUGCGCAUAACAAGUUGGCUGCCCCUCUCACCGAAGAAGAACAGCAGCUGGGCGAGGUCAAGCGUGCUGAGCAGGAGGCUGGUCAGGGAACGGGACAAAAGGCUAUUCAUCUGAGCAAGAACUUUGCUAUGCCCAUCUCUGACGAGGCCAUUGCUGCUCUGAAGGAAGUUGGCCAAGACGGCGGUCGACCUGUGACGAUGCUGAAAAUUAACCCCUCGACUGAGAAAGUGGAGCUCGUUCCCGAGGCACCCACGCCGAGCGGCAUUUCAGAACUGACAAAGGCCAUCUCGUCGACCGAGCCGCGGUUCACCUUUUACCGCUUUACCCACACACACGACGGUGCCGAGUCGAGCCCCAUUCUGUUCUUCUACACCUGCCCCUCGACGCCCGGCAACAAGUCCAUCAAGUUCCGCAUGAUGUACCCCCUGAUGAAGCGUUCCGUCCUCGACGCCGCCGAGAGCCAAGCUGGGCUGACGCUCGAGAAGAAGUUUGAAGUAGAGGAUCCUAGUGAGAUUACCGAGGAGUCGGUCUUGGAGGAUUUGCAUCCCAAGACGGCGUCCCGACAGGGCUUUAGCCGCCCCAAGCGACCUGGCCGAUAG